Molecule: messenger RNA, 927 nt
Organism: Lotus japonicus
Lineage: Eukaryota; Viridiplantae; Streptophyta; Magnoliopsida; Fabales; Fabaceae
Product: 21 kDa protein-like
Exons: 1
Coding region: 13-681 (222 amino acids)
Biological process (GO): negative regulation of catalytic activity
Molecular function (GO): enzyme inhibitor activity
Source: RefSeq, a predicted model, not a curated record
UAUGUGAGCUUCAUGAGACCACAAUACAUCAAUAGAGGAAGAUCUGUGUCAUUAGACAUGGCAGCUAGACUAGGGCUUUCAUUGCUGCUCCUCACAAACUUUGUCAUUUACAUGGCUGGCACCGCAGAAUCUGCAAUUACAAGGCAAGCCAACACUAACCCAGCAGAGUUCAUCAAGUCCUCAUGUAGAACCACUCGCUACCCUGUUCUAUGUGUUCAGAGUCUGAUAGGGUACGCUAGCGUGAUUGGCCACAGCGAGCGACAACUAGCCAUGACCGCUUUAUCGGUGAGCAUAUCCAGGACACGAUCGAGCGCAUCUUUUGUGAAGAAAAUAUCCCAGGCAAGGGGACUCAAGCCCAGGGAGUACAGAGCCGUGCAAGACUGCAUAGAAACCAUAGGUGACAGUGUGGACCGUCUUAGCCAAUCGGUUCGGGAGCUUGACCGUACGGGAAAGGCCUCGGGGGAGGACUUCGUGUGGCACAUGAGCAACGUGCAAACUUGGGUUAGUUCUGCCCUCACCGAUGAUGACACUUGUCUUGAUGGCUUUGCUGGUCCUGCCAUGGAUGGAAACGUCAAGGCUGACAUCAAGGACAGGGUUCUCCUUGUUGCUCAAGUCACCAGCAAUGGACUCGCUUUGGUUAAUCACUUUGCCUCAAGGCACCAACACGCCGAAACUCCUUAGUGCAUUUUUGAAUACACGAUUAAUAACCACGGUGAGCUAAAAUCACGGUGGAUGAAACAACUUUCCCUUUUGUUAUUGUUCACAACUAUUUUGGCUUCACUGUGGUUUUAAGUUAUGGUUGCUAAUUAUUGUGAAAGUGAGUUUAAACUGAAUAGUUUAGUUUAUAUCUGGAGUCAUAUGUCAAAAAAAAAUGUUUUUUGUUUGAUAAAAACAAAAAAUUCAGUUGUAAAAUCUCAUCUUUGAUUA